CCCUUCUGUUUUAUCCUCUCUUUUAUAGCUCUUGUUUAUUCUACUUCCCAAAAAAUGCGCAAUUUCUCUUCUUUUCUCUAAAAAUAAAUUCAUUUAUUCUUCUUCUUUAACAAUGGCUUCCCUCCUUCCUGUACCGGAAGUGUCCAUGCCUCUCGUGCUCAAUCUCAGCUCUUCUCCUUCUCUCUGGACCCUUUUCACUGUCAACCGCCCUUUACUUUACAAACAGAGACGCAAAAUUCAAUCCUCAUUUCCUCUAUUAACUACCAUGGCUGUCCACACUCAAGGUGGUCUCUCCAUCUCCAGUCUCAACACCCACGAAUUGGCUCCAAAAAGAGAAAAGAUAGAGCUUGAGACUGAUGCCAUCUCCAUUCUCAACGAAAGGAUACGCCGUGACCACGGCAAGAAAGAGGCCACAAGGCCUGUAAUGGAUUCCCAAGAGGCUGACAAGUACAUUCAGAUGGUGAAAGAGCAGCAGCAAAAGGGAUUGGAGAAGCUCAAAGGGUAUAGGGAGAAUAAGGAAGGAGGUGUCUUUAGCUACAAGGUUGAUCCCUACACGCUACGUUCUGGGGACUAUGUUGUUCACAAGAAAGUGGGUGUUGGUAGAUUUGUUGGGAUUAAGUUUGAUGUUCGUAAGGCUUCUACUGAGCCUAUUGAGUACGUCUUUAUCGAGUAUGCUGAUGGUAUGGCUAAGCUUCCUGUUAAGCAGGCUUCUCGCAUGCUUUAUCGAUAUAAUCUCCCAAAUGAAACAAAAAAGCCUAGGGCUUUGAGCAAGUUAAAUGAUACUAGUGUAUGGGAGAGGAGAAAGACCAAAGGGAAGGUCGCAAUUCAAAAGAUGGUUGUAGAUUUAAUGGAGCUCUAUUUGCAUAGGCUCAAACAAAAAAGAUCUCCCUACCCAACGAGUCCUGCCAUGGCUGAAUUUGCAGCUCAGUUUCUGUAUGAACCCACACCAGAUCAAAAGCAGGCUUUUAUUGAUGUAGAGAAGGACUUAACAGAGAGAGAAACUCCAAUGGAUCGAUUAAUAUGUGGAGAUGUUGGGUUUGGCAAAACAGAAGUUGCAUUGCGUGCUAUCUUUUGUGUGGUGUCAGCAGGGAAGCAAGCUAUGGUUUUGGCGCCCACGAUUGUUUUAGCCAAGCAACAUUUUGAUGUCAUUUCAGAGAGGUUUUCCAAGUAUCCGAGUAUCAAGGUUGGACUUCUGAGUCGGUUUCAGAGUAAAGCAGAAAAGGAGGAGUAUUUGAACAUGAUAAAAAAGGGUAAUUUGGACAUUAUUGUAGGAACUCACUCACUUCUUGGAAGCCGUGUUGUGUAUAAUAAUCUAGGCCUGCUUGUAGUUGAUGAGGAACAGAGGUUUGGUGUCAAGCAAAAGGAGAAGAUUGCUUCUUUUAAAACUUCAGUUGAUGUUCUUACUCUCUCUGCAACACCUAUACCCAGAACGCUUUAUUUAGCUUUGACAGGAUUCCGUGAUGCAAGUUUAAUUUCAACACCACCUCCAGAAAGGGUUCCUAUCAGAACCUGUCUUUCAGCAUUUGGUAAAGAAAAGGUCAUUGUAGCAAUCCAGUAUGAGCUGGACCGUGGUGGUCAAGUUUUCUAUGUCUUACCUCGUAUCAAAGGAUUGGAAGAAGUGAUGGAUUUCCUUGAACAAUCAUUUCCUGAUGUUGAUAUAGCUAUUGCACAUGGGAAGCAAUAUUCCAAGCAGCUUGAGGAAACCAUGGAGAAAUUCGCCCAGGGUGAAAUUAAAAUUCUUAUAUGCACAAAUAUAGUUGAAAGUGGGCUUGACAUUCAAAAUGCAAACACUAUCAUAAUUCAGGAUGUUCAACUAUUUGGCCUGGCACAGUUGUAUCAGUUGCGUGGAAGGGUGGGGCGGGCAGAUAAAGAAGCUUAUGCAUACUUAUUUUACCCUGAUAAGUCCUUGCUAUCUGACCAAGCGAUGGAGAGGCUCGCAGCUCUUGAAGAAUGCCGUGAACUUGGCCAAGGUUUUCAACUUGCAGAGAGAGACAUGGGUAUCAGAGGCUUUGGUACCAUCUUUGGUGAGCAACAGACAGGGGAUGUUGGAAAUGUUGGCAUUGAUCUUUUCUUUGAGAUGCUUUUUGAGAGUUUGUCCAGGGUUGAAGAACACCGUGUAGUUUCAGUUCCUUACCAGUCAGUGCAGAUUGAUAUAAAUAUAAACCCUCGUCUCCCUUCUGAGUACAUAAAUUAUCUAGAGAACCCUAUGGAAACCAUUAUUGAAGCUGAGAAAGCAGCUGAGAAAGAUAUCUGGAGUUUAAUGCAAUUUACAGAGAAUCUUCGCCGUCAAUAUGGAAAAGAGCCUUAUUCCAUGGGAAUUCUUUUGAAGAAGCUUUAUGUAAGGCGAAUGGCAGCAGAUCUUGGGAUCAUCAGAAUCUAUGCUUCAGGAAAGAUGGUUGGCAUGAAAACCAAUAUGAGUAAGGGGGUUUUCAAGCUGAUGACGGAUUCCAUGAUAUCUGAUGUAUACCGAAAUUCUUUGCUUUUUGAGGAAGACCGAAUAAAGGCAGAACUUCUUCUGGAGCUGCCACGAGAGCAAUUGCUAAAUUGGAUCUUUCAAUGCUUGGCAGAACUUCAUGCUUCGCUUCCCGCUCUUAUUAAAUAUUAGAUAUGAUUGUAGAGUGUAGUAUAUUAGACUUGCCGUUAUUUGCUUCCUUUACCAUGAAGAUUAAGAUUGCAAAGUUGCACUAAGGCACUCUAUGAAUUUCUGAGAAGGAAGCCCAUAAUCUCAUGUGCUCCAAUGCGUUUUGGGCCCUUGUAGAAAUCAAAUGUGGAUGCGGGACAAGAAAAGAAACCAACAGCCAUUUGUAUAUGCUUAGGAAUAUAGUCUGUGAUGUGGUAGGAUCUGAUCAGGAAUCAAGAUUGCACUGGUGCACUGUUUUGAGGUUAUAUAAGGUUGCCACUUUAAGCAAGCCAACUUCCUUGUGCUUCUGCUUUUAAUGGAUGUCUUUCUUCUGAUGACGUUACAAUUUAGUUAUACGGGUUCCUUGCCAUAAGCUUAGCAUCGCAAGGAUGUAUGUUUCUGACGUUGAAAAAGAGCAUUUGGGUUGGUAGCUUCAUGUUGCUCAUAACAAUUGCAUUGAAGCUGUAAGUGUUUGAUUGUCAUUGCUGGGUUUAAUUUGGGGCUUGGCUCUGUAUAGAAUGGUCUCCAGUGUCUACGUAUUAUUGAUAUUAAGAAGCAGGAAGUGGUGAGUCUGUGUAUACUUUGGUGCAGAGAUUGCAUUGCAUUUUUUUUGAAGAUGAACAUUUACAAAUGUAAUUAUCCGCAGCAAACCCAUAAUAAUGAAAAAAAAAAAAAUGAAAAAGAAAAGAAUGAAAAAAGAACAGUGAUUAUGCUGCCAAUAUUAUAAUUAUUAUUCUUCUGUGCAGCUUUCCCUAAACUCUUAAUGUACUUUUUUCUUCUAUUUUCUAGUUAAUUCUGGUUUUAACCAAGAAUAUAGAAUGAAAAAAGAAUAACAGGAAUGUAAUUAGGCAUGGAGUAUGAUGUACACAAUUAAGAAGGCUAAUGCUCACAUGAGGGUCGGCAAUUGGCAGGCAAGCAGCAAUGGGGCUAGAAGGCAAUAGCCGAGCAAGAAGCAGAGCCUCUGACUGGUUGGUGCAACUGCAACUGGACCUGUGGGCUGUAGGUAGUUAGUACUUGAUAGUUUUACCCUACUGCAUAUGAUACAUCGAAGUUUUUCCGUAUAAAUGAGUACAAUUCAAGUGAAUAUAUUAGCUUAGAAAUAGAAAUUGGAAGAGUAAUAAAAGUUAAAAUUUCACUCAAGUCCUUGAUUAACAUCGAAUCCAUUAAUUUCGGAAUUGAACAUCAAGGAGCUGGGUGGAAUUUAUAUACCUAAGUGCAGUUUAUUUAUUUAUAGGCCAAAUGGUCUUUUAAAAGAUUAGCACUUUAUUAGCAUUGAGCCGAUAGUUUAAGCCAAGCUAUCAUGCGGGCUUAGACAGAAAAUUAUCAUUUGUAUAUCCUAAGUCAAUCUUUUUCAAAUUCGGUGCUUGGUACUUGUGCUGAAAUUCAAUAACUUCCUAAGAAUUUAAGAGAGUUACGAAGGAAAGAUGUUAAAGUAAGAGUAUUUUAUUUAUUUGAUGGAUAUGUACAAUUACUCUUGGAACACAGUCUUUAUGUGUUCUCUACAAUAGCCCUAAAGGCCUCAGUUUUUAAUGCUCUAUCUAACUUGUGACUUAUCACUUCUUGCUUAACGGGGAGAGCUCCCCUAUUUAUG
This is a messenger RNA of Durio zibethinus, 4211 nucleotides long. Its product is annotated as DEAD/DEAH box helicase. The record is from RefSeq and is a predicted model, not a curated record. Gene Ontology annotation, molecular function: ATP binding; nucleic acid binding. Lineage: Eukaryota; Viridiplantae; Streptophyta; Magnoliopsida; Malvales; Malvaceae.